AUGAUCUGGACUAGAGUGACCCGACUUGAACAACUGCUCGACGAGCGACCCGGCAUUGAUGUCGUCGAUUCCCACACCUGCGGUCAACCUACUCGUGUCAUUCUCGGCGGUACGGGUUUGAAGGAUGGGAUGACCCCAGAGGAGGGAAGGGACUACCUGAUGAACAGCGCCGACUGGGCACGACGCAUUGCUGUGAUGGAGCCUCGUGGACAACGAUCUAUGUUCGGCGCCGCGAUCAUUCAUCCGUCAGGCCCAGACGAGAGCUUCGGAGUCGUCUACAUGGACGCGAGCACCUAUCCUGAUAUGUGCGGUCAUGCUACUAUCGGUGUGGCCACGACGCUCUUUGAACUGGGUCUCAUUGGCCCUGCCCGGCCGCCAGACGACACAACAGAGUUCCCUUUCCAAUUGCGAACUCCUGUGGGCACGCUGAAGCUAAUCCUCACUGUCAAGAGAGGCAAGUGCCAUGCGGUAACGUUUCAAAUGCCUCUCGCUUACUACGUCGGUUCGAUGGAUGUGCAUGUGGCUCCAGGUCGGACAGCACGCGCUGACAUUGGGUGGGCUGGACAAUACUACGCCUACGUACCAGUUGAGGAGACCGGACUCAAGAUCGAGCUUGAUGAAAUUGAUGAGCUCCUUGCCUCUGCCACACCUAUUCGACGGCAGAUUGCGCAUGACUUCAGGGCUAUCGACCCUCGCACGAGCUUCGUCCCCGAAGUUGGAAAUAUCGUGUGGACAGGCGCACCGCAGAACACAGCGGCUCACGCUCGCAAUAUUCCUCACUCAAGUAGCGGCUCAUUCGAUCGAUCGCCAUGCGGAACCGCUACGUGUGCAAGGAUGGCUGUACUUGUUGCACAAGGCGACCUUCAAGCCGGGGAAGACUUUGUCAACGAGAGCAUUCUGGGUACGCUAUACUACGGCCGCGUCGUCCGCGAGCACCUUGACGGUGAUUUCCAAGGCAUAGUGCCGCAAGUACGAGGAAGCGCAUGGAUCACCGGAGCGAGCCGCCUGACUCGGGAUCCCGAUGAUCCUCUCGGGCUUGGAUACCUCAUCGGUGGAGGAAGAGCAGUUAUCUAG
Molecule: messenger RNA, 1074 nt
Organism: Cyphellophora attinorum
Lineage: Eukaryota; Fungi; Ascomycota; Eurotiomycetes; Chaetothyriales; Cyphellophoraceae
Product: Proline racemase
Exons: 1
Coding region: 1-1074 (357 amino acids)
Source: RefSeq, a predicted model, not a curated record